AUUCGCUAAAACAUCUGUUGAGGGCGGACAUUGAUCAGGAUGAUAGAGAUCAUCGAAAAUAUUCCAGCGAGGAGAUGCAACAUUUCCGCUGCAAAGAACACAAAAACUGCAAUUUUGAUUGUUGCAACAACAAAUAUUUAGCAAAAAAUUACCAAAAAUUCCCAAAAUCUGCCCGAAGCCAGAAGAAACUUGACAAACCUUCCCCACCUCUAUUUUCUGAAAUCGAUGCUAAUGAUAAAAAAAAAUUUCCGCGGACCGUGAGAGAAUCUACCCAAAGCGAUAACAAACUUUUCAUCCGGCAACAACAAGAUCAACACAAUCUCUAUAUCCGAUACAGAAAGCUAGCAGCGAAACUGUUAUACACGUCAACCACGACAAGUGAAACAUACAGCUUGACGCCGUCUAUUGCGAAUGGAAGAGCGAAAAGUAGGAGUAUCUUUUCUGAAAUCGAUAGAGCUAAUUCGGAAAAAUUCGCUAUACAACAACACGAUGUACAGUCUGCUAAUAGCUAUGAUAACUCAUUAAAUGAGAAUGCAUCUGAGGCACCAAAGCUGAGCUUCGACGCUACUGCUCUGCAGAAAUGCAAUCAUUGCAAUGACAUUGAUCUGGGUGAUAUAGACUCUACCAUACCUUUAACUAUGCCUAUGGAAAAGCGCCCUAUUCAAAUUACGUCCAUAGAUGGGUUUUUCAAUCGCAAACGUGGAAGGCCACCAAAAAACCGCUUUGUUGAGGUAUACAAAAAUACAAAUCAAUCACCUCAAGCUGUUUUCACAAGUUUUAAACUGGAAAAAAAUGCAACGCCCAAUGACUCCAUGACUUCAAUGAAUGACAAACGAAUAUUUGAUUACGGCGGUGCUUUUCAUAACGCCGUUAGAAUGGUCACAAUACUACCUGCAACAAUAAACCCGCGAUUUGCGGCUAUUUCUCAAUUACCAAUAGAUACCACCACCGACAGCACUGCAAAAUUAGAAGCGGAAUUAGACUUGCAGCAGAAGCAAGAAGCAACAGCAACAAUGAACACAGCAAUGAGGUUUAUGAAAGGAGAGAUCGAAUCAUUAAAUAAACGGCAUGAUCGACCCAGUCAACAUCGGAAUAAAGGAAUAUUGAAUACCAAUGAUCUGGAAUAUAGAGAAGGAUAUUAUCACAUAAUUCCCGCUAGUCUUCAACGAACGCAAUUGAAAGAUAAUCAGGCCGUUAGCUUACCAAGCAUCAGAGAUAAGCCACAGGACCAUGGAGACACAAAAUCACAAACUUUGAAAAAAUUUUCAGUUGUUCGCACUGUCGGCACCUUCUUUCCAGAAUGCAACGAAAUUUCUGGUUAUCCGAGCGACAACAAGUUACACCAUGAAAACUGCUUUGACGCAGCAACAACAAAACCAGGCAUUUGGAGUACGCAGAACGUGAGUUGUAAACGCAAACGCUUACAAACUGACAAUAAAAAUAUGCCAUACGAGUCCAUAGCGAAAUCCUUAGAAGGUAAUGAGUUUAUUCUGCCCCAAGAUUUAAGUAUGCGCAUUAAGGAGAAAAAUCCAACUUCAACGGUGUGCGGUCAUACCGAGACCAAUGUUUUAACCAAUGAUUCCAGUCGUAUGUCGAAGAACUAUGAUGCCGAAACAGCUAUAGAAAAAAAAGUUAUAACACCAGGAGAAGCAGCAAAUACAAACGCUUUUGACGUUGAACUCGGAUGGCAGAAUAAAGAAGGAAUUGGUUUGCAACUAAAACACCUGUUCAAUCUUUACCAGAUAUCGAAUCAGCAGAGUUUUGAAACGUAUACUCAGCUUCAAGAUCAACAUUCACCCGUCAUUACCAGUUCUUCUGUAACACAAGCCGACAAUAACAUUUUGCCCUAUUUGUCUUAUUUGUUGGCUGCGUCAAACAAAUUCCAACCACGACCAUUACCACCAAUGCAAACACCAACGACCGUACCUGCUAUUGUUACCCGACAGCAUAACGUUUCCUUAGGCUUCGACCCCGCAUCACUUUCUAAGACAGAAAUUCCUACAUCAACGAUGACUGACGGACUUACAGCUAUUACAGAUUAGACUACCGCAG
This is a messenger RNA of Bactrocera neohumeralis, 2052 nucleotides long. RefSeq lists its product as uncharacterized. The transcript is spliced from 5 exons. The record is from RefSeq and is a predicted model, not a curated record. NCBI's taxonomy places the organism in Eukaryota, Metazoa, Arthropoda, Insecta, Diptera, Tephritidae. Bases 75 to 2042 code for a protein of 655 amino acids.